Messenger RNA from Cylicocyclus nassatus, 2513 nucleotides. NCBI's taxonomy places the organism in Eukaryota, Metazoa, Nematoda, Chromadorea, Rhabditida, Strongylidae. The record is from the annotation of a GenBank genome assembly.
UUUCAGGAUGAGCGGCCAGGUAAAGGCCGAAUAUGAUUUCGAAGCUCAGCCAAAUUCUGGUGAGAUGAGCAUCACUGCCGGAGAAAUACUUACCGUUAUACGAAGGAACAUCGAAGGCGGAUGGAUGGAAGGAAGCAAUUCUAAAGGACAAAUUGGAUUAUUUCCCGAAUCCUACGUUGCGCCAUACUAUGGAGCACCGCCACCGAUCCCACCGCCACUACCGCCUUCAGCGCCGCAAGUAUCGUCAGCACGACCUGCGCUCGAUGAUUGGGGCACUUCUGGAUUCGCCCUACCACCACCAAGUGCGCCCUCGUCUGUUCCAGCUUUUACCCCACCUCGAAAUGUGACGCCAGUAAACAAUGUCAACCCAGCCACAUCAAGUGGCGGUGGCGACGAUUUCGAUGACGAAUGGACGGACGAAGACGAGGAGGUACAAGAAGCUAGCAAUCAUGCUCAUCACGACCAAAGAUCAGCAAUCAGUCGAAGUCAUUCCGCUGGCGGUACAGAGCGCCCCGGGUCAAGCAAAGUUAAUAGGAAUAUCAACAGAUUUUCUAACUUUGUCAAAUCCGGGAUGGAAGCAUACAUUCUCGGCGAGUCACGAAUGAAUGGCCAGUCAGGCGAAAAGCAUGAAAUCAUUAUCAGUGGUCCACUCGUACAAUGGCGUCCUAUCCAGCAGUACUACACAUGUACGGUAGAUAAACCAAAAAAGGAGACGAAACUCAAAGGUCUCAAGAGUUUUAUUGCCUAUUCGCUCACCUCUACACUCAGUCGAAUACAGGUUUCCCGACGAUACAAACACUUUGAUUGGUUACAUGAUCAAAUGUCAGCAAAAUAUAUAAUGAUUGCUAUUCCUCCGUUACCCGAGAAGCAGGUGUCAGGGCGAUACGAAGACGAUCUCAUUGAUCACCGAAAGCAUAUUUUACAAUUAUGGGUAAACAAAAUUUGUCGCCAUCCUGUACUCAGCCAGAGCGAGGUAUGGCUACAUUUCAUUACGUGUACUGACGAAAAGGAAUGGAAAAAUGGCAAAAGGAAAGCCGAGAAGGAUGAAUAUGUCGGUGGCAACUUCUUCAACUGUGUAACAGUCCCACAAUCUCCACUUGACCUUGGUCAUGUUGAACGACAAGUGGAUAAAUUCCAAAGGAGUGUAAAAACUACUGAAGAUGCAAUGAGAGUCAUGCAAGAACGAUUAAGUAUAUUCCAAAAACUUUUCGUUGGGCCUGUGAAGUCAAACUGGCAGAAAAUGGCACUCGCUUUUGUAACAUUAGCUCAGUCAUUCCAUGCGGAUGAUCAUCCAGGAAGCAACCGAAUGGUAGACGCCCUGAAGCAAACAGCCCAUCACUAUCAUCAAAUAGGUGACGAUUUCGAGGCACAUUCGAAAAAUGACAUGGAACCAGUCAUGGAAAGCCUUUACUCGUUUAAAGGCACUAUACAAACAGCUCCCGAUAUUUUACAUGUUCAUAAGCAAGCGAUUCAAAAAUAUCGUGAAUGCGAGGGGAAGCUCUCACACGCAGAUGCCGAGCGCAUCAAGCGACGGGUGGACUCGUCGAGUUAUGCUGUUUUAGCUGAAAUGAAUCAUUUAAAUACAGAGAAGAUUGAGGACGUUCGUGUAACAAUGUAUAAUUAUUUGAAACGACAAGCGGAAUUCUAUCAAAAGAUGGCCAAUUCGAUGAACGACAUGGCAAAGUUAUACGAGUUCUAAGCUGAUGACAUUCUGUUAAUUUGUGAUGAUUGUAAAUGCAUCUCUCUUGUACUUUCUGCUUAUCCAGUGAUACCUCGAUUAUCCCUGUAAAAUCGCAACUCAGAUUAUCGCGAGAUGAGAAUAAGUUCUGUUUCCAUUUUCUACACUUUCUGCAAAGCUAAUCAUGAAAAUUACGAAAUCGGUCGUAGAAGUUAGCCAAAACGAGGUAGAUUCAAGUGCUAAAUAUGCCCUUCCAAAAGAGAGAAUGGCUGCCUCUAUUUUUCUGCAGUAAAUAUGAAAUGAAAGGCUUUUUCCGUUUUUGUACAUUUGUCAGCCAAUUUGCUUCUCGUAAAUUUAAGAGAAGAAAGAAAUUCUCUUAGUUUCUGUUACACGCUUGUAAACUUGAACAUCGCUUGAUUAGGUAACAAGUUUGAUGAGCGGCCUUUAAGUGGAGAGUCUUUUCCGAAUUCCAACCCGAAGUUCUUAUUGCGAUGUAUUGCCUUUCAUCAGGUUUAGCUGAAUUUUAUUUUCCUUUCGCCUCGCCUUUCCGUCAAGCUAAAACGCCUUGUUCAGCAGUUGCUUGUCUAGAUAUUCAAGUUGAGCUUCCCUGGUGCCACUUCUCUCCAUUUUUCUCUCUGAUAUUUCACACUUAAGCGUUUGUGAAAAGAAGUUGCCGAUUACUGAAUUUGGCCGUUCCACAUGCAAAAAGCUUGAUUGUAACAUAUAAUUUCGAUUUAGCAUAACUAUCUGCCAUACACUUCACGUUUUGUGAUAUUGGUUGAUUUCAAUCUUUGUGAGAUUUGGAAACUAUGAAUAUAAAGUUACCAAUUUUUAA